Boeremia exigua is the source of this 1602-nucleotide messenger RNA. RefSeq names its product Ribokinase-like protein. Gene Ontology annotation, cellular component: cytosol. Gene Ontology annotation, molecular function: pyridoxal kinase activity. Gene Ontology annotation, biological process: pyridoxal 5'-phosphate salvage. The record is from RefSeq and is a predicted model, not a curated record. Lineage: Eukaryota; Fungi; Ascomycota; Dothideomycetes; Pleosporales; Didymellaceae. The coding region runs from base 32 to 1171 and encodes 379 amino acids. The transcript is spliced from 6 exons.
UGCAUCCCGUGAUCUUGUUGUAUCUACUGUCAUGGCUUCCGACGCGCUCAUACCCGAGACGCGCGUGCUUGCGAUUGCCAGCCAUGUAGUCCACGGCUAUGUCGGCAACAAGAUGGCGACCUGUGUGCUGCAGGCCAUGGGCUGUGAUGUGUCCGCAAUCAACACCGUCCACUACAGCAACCACACGGCCUACAAGCAGGUCAAGGGCACCAAGACGACCGCCGCCGAGCUCGAGCAGCUCUACGAAGGCCUCCGCCAGUCCCACCUCACCAACUUCGACGUCCUGCUGACGGGCUACGUGCCCAGCGCCGACGCCCUCCGCGCCGUGGGCAAGAUCGGCCGCGAUCUCAAGUUCAACGCCGCCACGAAGCCCGGCAGCUUCUUCUGGGUCCUCGACCCCGUCAUGGGCGACAACGGCCAGCUCUACAUCCCCCCCGACGAAGUCCCCGAGUACAAAGCCCUCCUGCGCGACGCCGACCUCAUCCUCCCCAACCAAUUCGAAGCCGAAACCCUCGCCGGCACACCCAUCACCGACCUCGCCUCCCUCGCCCGCGCAAUCCACAUCCUCCACGCCACCUACCGCGUCCCGCACAUCAUCAUCACCUCGCUGCGGCUCACGCCCUCCGGCACCAUCCCCACCACCCCUGAAGCCACGGAGACGCUAACCAUCGUCGGCUCCACCGCCACCUCCUCCCACGAGCCCCGCCUCUUCCGCAUCUCCACCCCCGCCCUACCCUAUUUCUUCUCCGGCACAGGCGACAUGUUCGCCGCGCUCACGGUCGCGCGGCUGCGCGCCGCCGUCGCCCAGGCGCCCGCGGCCCACGAUCUCCAGCGCACGCCGAGUUGGCGGUCCCCGGAUGAGGUGGGGGCCACGGAGUUGCCUCUUGCGCAGGCGGCGCAGUGGGUGUGUGCGAGUAUGGGCGCCGUGCUCGGGCGCGUCGCGGAUGGGGUUGGGGGGAAGAUGGCUGCGUUCGAUGAGCGGGUGGGCAAGGGCGGGGGCGGGGGCGCGAGGGAGGAAGAAAGGCAUUGGCGGUUGAUGGAUGCGUGUGAGGUCGUGGUGCCGCGGUAUGUGCGGGAGUUGGUUGAGCCGCGGGGGGUGGAGGGGUUUAAGGCUGUUGCUGUUGUUGUUGAGGAGGCUGAGGGGAGCGGGCAGGGGGAGGGGGAGGCGUAGGCAAGCUGGGAGUGUGUCCUGGCCUCGCAUAGACGCAGCUCCACCCUAGACGGACUGCAUUGCAUUAGACGCGCGCGGUACAAUGACGUGCUCAUACAGCUCUGUAGCAGUAGCACAUGUUCCACCCAUGUUUGAUUGCUUACCUAGAGUAACCUUACACUAGAACUACAAGAACACUGUGAACAGUAUCAAGAGAGAUGGAAGAUAUCGGUGCUUGUCGAUAUGUGCUGACCACCCCCUAUCUUGGCAUAGUAUACUGUCACUGUCACGGGUCAGGUAACCACGCAUCCUAAAUAGCUGAACAGCUAUAGGAUGCGUGUGUAGGAUGUAAGGGAGGACUAGACUCUAUAUACAAUAGUAGUGUAAGGCACCUGUAAGGGGUAAGAGAGACUAGACUUCCCUAUACCUAUAGUACUACUCUACUGUUAGGG